Messenger RNA from Paramecium octaurelia, 403 nucleotides. Lineage: Eukaryota; Ciliophora; Oligohymenophorea; Peniculida; Parameciidae. The record is from the annotation of a GenBank genome assembly.
AGAAGUAUAAGUUGGAACAAACUUUGUUGUAUUCAUGCCAGAAAUUGAUCUAAAGUUGUUUGGAGGUAAUAUGAGAUUGGGAAAUCAUGUAGAGGAAAGACAUAGACAUAGAUAUGAAGUCAAUCCUGAAAGAUAUAGACUCUAAAUGAAAAUGGGGUAAUAUUCUCUGGAAAAGAUAAGUAGACUGGUUAAAGAAUGAAAGUAUUAUUUCAAUAUUUAUUUCAAGAUUCUGGAAUUGCCAAAGAAUUAGCAUCCAUUUUAUGUUGGAGUUCAAUAUCAUCCAGAAUUUACUUCCAAAAACUUUAAGCCUAAUCCAUUAUUUGUUAGUUUUGUAUCUGCUGCUGCAAAUGGAGAAUAAAGAAAAUCCAAGAUAGAUAUAAAUUACAAUAACUAAAUUGAGUGA